AUGCCAUGUCUGAUUUUAUUUAUUUACUCCAGACGGAAGUCAGAAACUUUCUCGUAUUUCCUAGACUGGGAAAGAAUCAGUACAGUCUUUCUUGAUGUCCUCAGACACCCCUUUUUCCUCUCGGCAUUGUUGAUCCGUGAGUCUAUAAAUUGCUCGUAUCCCUUCCUUCCUUUUGUUCGAUUUCUUUCUUUCUUUCUUUCUUUCUCACACCCUUCCUUUCUCUCAUUACUUCGCAUCUUCCUUUCCUUGAUUUUUUCUCCCCUUCUUUCUUUUCUUUUUCUCACUUUCCUUACUUUCUUCAUUACAACUUUCGACCAUGUUUUCUUUGCCAUCUUCAUUAUUCUCACCUUCCUCCUUUUUUUGUCACCUCACACUUUUCCUCUUUUACUUCCCUGUGCCCCCUUUUCUCAUUUUCCUUCCUUUCUCUGUUUCUUACUGUUCUUCCUUCCUUCCUUCCUUCCUUCCUUCUUUUCCACCAUUUUUUUCUCACCUUCCUUCCUUGUCCUAAUAUUUUUGAAACUUUCUUCUUUCCUAUUUCCCACUUUUUUCCUUCUGUACUUUAUUGCCUUUCUCAACUCCCUUUGUGCUGUUCCGUUCCACCAAAACCGAUCACAGGACCCUCUUCCAUUUCACUGUAUUAUUCUUGGCAUUUUUCACCAUCUUUAA
Molecule: messenger RNA, 666 nt
Organism: Acanthosepion pharaonis
Lineage: Eukaryota; Metazoa; Mollusca; Cephalopoda; Sepiida; Sepiidae
Source: the annotation of a GenBank genome assembly